UUCUGUCCCAUUCAUGCACGUUUCGCGCUGUGCGCCCUCCUUACUUGCACUUGCGUCCGGUGGGAGGUUCCCCCUUCACGCAGCUAGCGUUAAACACUCCCUAAAUCGUAACGUUAACAUAAACAGUCCCACCUCAACGACCCAUAAUCACCUCUCUCGGUUUUCUUUUUUUUUUUUUUUUUUACCGAGACAUCUCAUUGGUCGUGAACACGCGACCAAAGCGAGGAGGGGGGCUUCCAGACGCGUGCCGCUUUUUAAGCCGACGCUGCGCCUUGAGACACCAGAGAAGGAGUCCCGCACGCGACCCGAACGCCUCAUACACACACACGCGCACUCACACACAAACAGCGACAGCAACUGUGCAUUCCUCAAGGAACAUUUCAUAAUAUAGUUAUAGAUUUUUUUUUUUUUUUUUUUUUUGAAACAUGGAUUUGUUAGCGGUGGAGGAGUGGAGUAAAGGCGCGCGGGAGAUUGCAGCCUUGGAUGCGCUGCAGCAGGAACGCAUCAACCCCGGGGUGGUGGAGAGGGGAGGGAAGCAGCAGUUUGAGGUGUCCUGCUACGACCCGGGACUUACGCUCGUGGACGGCGGCAGUGACCCACGCGCGUGGCUAUCCGACGCCUCUGGCACCUGCGCGGCACACGCCACCUCACCCGACUACCUGCGGCACUCGCCGUACUCGAGCACCGGCUCUUACCACGAGAGCUGUUCCCCCGGGUCCUCGGGCCAUCCCAGCCCUCCCGCUCACAGAAGAUCUGCCAAGAGUCCCUCCUCUUCCUCGCUCAAAGUCAGGGACCUGUGCCGCCUCAAAGGCACCAUCACAGGGCCCGAAGAAGAGGUCCCCGUGAGACAGAGAGCCCCCUCCAGCAAGCCCGUCAGCGGCAUCCAGAAGCAGAGGCGGGUGGCCGCCAACGCGCGCGAGAGGAGGCGCAUGCAUGGGUUGAACCACGCUUUCGACGAGCUGCGCAGCGUCAUCCCGGCGUUCGACAACGACAAAAAGCUCUCCAAAUACGAAACUCUACAGAUGGCGCAGAUUUACAUCAACGCGCUGGCCGAGUUGCUCCAAGGACCGGUGUCCUCCAGCAAUAAUGAAAACUCAAGCGGUUCACCAAAGCGUGACAUUUCGAUAUUACCCGCAGAUGGUUUUGAAGGGUCAAAAGACAGGGCUGCCCAAUCGCCGUCAGUUACCUGCAGGACAUCGCCGACUCUGCCCCUCUCUGGUGAUAUCAUACCUGUUCACAUCAACGGGAUGCCAUUCCGUUCUUUCCAAGAGAACUCCUUCACUGGCAGAGUUGAAGAAGCGACGUGUCCCCCUUCACCCUCACCCUCACUUGUUGGGAAUGGGAGGAAAGAGUCUCCACGAAGCGACGGGGAGUUUUCCCCGCACUCCCACUUCAGUGACUCGGAUGAAAUAGCAAUGGAGCUCCACUCGAGUGAAGAAGAUGAUCUGUCAGAACUUAAGCUAUCUAGCCGCCGUCAUCCCACAGUGUCAUUCUAAGUAAACCACGGAUAAAUAGACGAUAUGAAAACAGUUCAUUACAACAAAAUUGUUCAAAUUUCAGUCAACCGUGUCAAUCGUACCUACAACCUUAGAUUUUUAGAUGGAAAAUAUGUUUUUCUUUAUUUUGCAAAAUAAAUAAGGGAUUCAGAUUUCUUUAACAACUGUUUCAUUAUGAAUUUAUGGGAGAAAGGCCUGAUUCGG
Messenger RNA from Girardinichthys multiradiatus, 1700 nucleotides. RefSeq names its product atonal bHLH transcription factor 1a (gene atoh1a). The record is from RefSeq and is a predicted model, not a curated record. Bases 426 to 1496 code for a protein of 356 amino acids. NCBI's taxonomy places the organism in Eukaryota, Metazoa, Chordata, Actinopteri, Cyprinodontiformes, Goodeidae. Gene Ontology annotation, molecular function: protein dimerization activity. The transcript has 2 exons.